Molecule: messenger RNA, 752 nt
Organism: Euleptes europaea (tarantolino)
Lineage: Eukaryota; Metazoa; Chordata; Lepidosauria; Squamata; Sphaerodactylidae
Gene: NCS1
Product: neuronal calcium sensor 1
Exons: 8
Coding region: 40-612 (190 amino acids)
Molecular function (GO): calcium ion binding; calcium sensitive guanylate cyclase activator activity
Source: RefSeq, a predicted model, not a curated record
UGCGCUCUUAAGUCUGGAGGACAAAUUUGCCCUGCUGCCAUGGGGAAAUCAAACAGCAAGUUGAAACCCGAAGUUGUAGAAGAGCUUACCAGAAAGACAUACUUUACAGAGAAGGAGGUUCAGCAAUGGUACAAAGGCUUUAUUAAGGACUGUCCUAGCGGGCAGCUAGAUGCAGCUGGAUUCCAAAAGAUCUACAAGCAAUUCUUCCCCUUUGGAGACCCAACCAAGUUUGCAACCUUUGUCUUUAAUGUAUUUGACGAAAACAAAGAUGGAAGGAUUGAGUUUUCAGAAUUCAUACAGGCCCUGUCUGUCACUUCUCGAGGAACUCUGGAUGAAAAACUGCGGUGGGCCUUUAAGCUGUACGACUUGGACAACGAUGGGUACAUCACGAGGAAUGAGAUGCUGGACAUCGUAGACGCUAUUUACCAGAUGGUGGGCAAUACUGUGGAGCUUCCAGAGGAGGAAAAUACACCAGAGAAGAGGGUGGACCGGAUUUUUGCCAUGAUGGACAAAAAUGCUGAUGGGAAGCUGACUCUGCAGGAGUUCCAGGAGGGAUCCAAGGCUGACCCCUCGAUUGUACAGGCGCUUUCCCUCUAUGACGGACUCGUAUAGCUCUACGGCCCUGUGCUUUGACACGCCUGAGGGGACCCUCUUCCAGUGCCAUCAGACCACCUCCAAAGCGACGCUCGCCUGACCGUGCCAGCCCUCCUUUGUGUGAAUGCGAACAAGGGAUGCGCUUGAAGUGUGGCAUC